Messenger RNA from Aaosphaeria arxii CBS 175.79, 867 nucleotides. RefSeq lists its product as uncharacterized. The transcript is spliced from 2 exons. The annotation marks the transcript as partial. The record is from RefSeq and is a predicted model, not a curated record. Lineage: Eukaryota; Fungi; Ascomycota; Dothideomycetes; Pleosporales.
GGAUGGGUUGGCGGAUCGGACAAUCGGGGAUCCAUGGACAUCCUAUGGUCAUGUCUACUCACGAUGGUACUUUCCAGCUGGUCGAUCCUCUGCCUCAACAUCCCCGCCGAGAACGACUCUCUGAUGCGACAACUAUGGCGGAAAUUCCUCUGGACGCUGAUGACGCUCAUGGGCCCCGAAGUCGUAUGCCAGCGCGCCUUCGGCGAAUGGCUCGUCGCUCGACGCUGGACCAAAGAGUUCGAAAAGUCAAAGCUGGAAGGAUGGUCAAUGACGCAUAGUUUCUACGCCAACAUGGGCGGCAUUGUACUGGUGCCUCGAGACGAGAAGCCGUUUCCGAUCAACGCCGCGCAGCUGCAUUUUCUCGUUCGAAAUCAAUACAUCGAAUACGUGCCCAUUACGAAGAAGGCAAUAUUGGAUAAGAAUAAGGUCAGCGGGUUGCUACGAUUCUUGAUUCUCGGGCAGACGCUGUGGUUCUGUCUGAAUUGCUUCGCGCGCCUGUACGAACGUAUAUCUCUCACUACGCUAGAGCUGUCGACGCUGGCAUUUAUACCCUCCGCGAUGGGGACAUUCCAGGAGACAGAGUGGCCAUGGAACAAACACUGGUACUACGGGCUGACAUUCAUCGAGAAGGUGAUGAAGAUGAAGUGGGCGGUCUUGAAACCAAAAUCCCGACCUAUCGAGCGCAUCCGCGACGAUUACUGGCCCAAACCUACACUGAAGACUUUGCCUGUUCUUAUGUUCUUUCACAUGUCGUAUGCGGUUAUCUUGGUGGCCGGUUGGAAUCUUCACUUGCCGACUGCGACUGAACUUCUAUUGUGGCGGAUCGCCUGUCUGAUUCAACUCGGCACAAUCAUGUCCGCUUGGUUC